Eupeodes corollae is the source of this 3268-nucleotide messenger RNA. RefSeq names its product sex determination protein fruitless. Lineage: Eukaryota; Metazoa; Arthropoda; Insecta; Diptera; Syrphidae. Gene Ontology annotation, cellular component: nucleus. The transcript has 3 exons. Bases 452 to 2548 code for a protein of 698 amino acids. Gene Ontology annotation, molecular function: protein binding. Gene Ontology annotation, biological process: regulation of transcription by RNA polymerase II. The record is from RefSeq and is a predicted model, not a curated record.
AAAAAACAGUCGACCUGUGACUGUGACACUUAACAAACAUGGAAGUUUUCUGAGAAACUAUUUUUAUAGAACUUUAACAAAUGAUUUAUCAUUAAUGUUUAAUCCGUGGUUAUACCAGCACAUUUAUUAUCGGCGCGGCUAAAGCAAAAGAAACUAAAACUAGUUCAAUAUUUUUGAUUAUUUCCGGCGCAAACCGCAAGAACUAAAUAGAAAAUAGUCACCUCACAGUUCGCUUCGCCUUCGCUCUGCCUGCUUGGAUGCUCUUCCUUUUUCCAAAUGUCAGAAUUUUUAAGUGAAAAGUAAACAAAAAAUAAAUAGCUUAAAAGGAAAGCCAAGAGAAAUUAAAAACAAAAGGUGUGGGACUAAAGACCAAAAAUAAAAUAAAAUAAAUUUUAAUUUAGUGCGAUUAUUUAAAAAAAAAUCACAUCGACGAGAGCGAACAGCUGUAAUCAUGGAUGAUGAAUUUGCUCUGUGCUGGAAUAAUUUUCAAGAUAAUAUCGCAAGUGGUUUCCAGAAUCUGUACGACCGUGGUGACUUAGUGGACGUGACGCUGGCCUGCGAUGGCAGACUUCUGCAUGCCCAUAAGAUUGUCUUGGCCAUUUGCAGUCCUUACUUUCAGGAGAUCUUCAUUUCGAAUCCCUGCAAGCAUCCCAUAAUUAUUCUCAAAGAUGUGACCCACGGUGUAAUGUGUGAACUUUUGCAAUUUAUGUACCAGGGAGUGGUUAAUGUUAAGCACACUGAAUUGCAAGCUUUUAUGAAGAUUGCUCAGUUGCUUCAAAUUAAGGGUUUAGCUAGUAGUGUAGCAGCACCCCAUAAAUCUCCUAGUCAACUACAAACCAUUUCUAGUGCAACCGCUGUCCAAAACACAUCAACAUCAUCAGCUGCUGGCAGUAGCGUCACCAAUCAAAGUCACAAACCGGCAUCUGGACAAAACCCAACUGAAAAUAGUAAUCUAAAUGAUACAAAGAAUAAUAUCCCUGCGCCUUCUUCUUCGUCAUCAACGUCAUCGCCUUCGCCGAUGCCCUUUUCGCAUAUCAAAAGCCCGGCUGAGAAUUUAAAUCCUUUCCAAACUGGGCCCGGACUCAAGCGCCUUCCUGAAUAUAGUACAGAUUCACUUUCAAUCUACUCGCGAAAACAAUAUCGACGAAAUACUGAAAGCAGCGAACAAGAUAUGUGCCCUGAUUCAAUGGAUCACGUCAAUCCUGAAGACAAUUUUCUGGCAACAACAAUCCCGCAUAUAUCGAUGGCGGAACGUUUCGAUCCGAAUAGUGUUAAACGGGAGAACAGCGAUCACACGUCCAGUCCUCUUGGACUAAGGAAUUCACUUCCUCCACAUUUUGGGUUUGAUUACAAUAUUUACAAAAAUAAUCCUGACUAUCCCAGUGACUUGCACCUACCCAAUGAUUACUCGAAAAGCUUUGGCAACCACAUGGACAUUCCUCCAAGCGGCGGUAAUGUAACAAUGCUAUCGUCUACCUCAUUGCUGCAUGCGAACUGCGUCUUUAAUCGCAACAAUACUGUGGCCACUCAGCAAGGAAUGAAAACUUAUUGGCUGUGUAAGUCCUAUCGCAUAAGCAUGUGCCGAGCUAGAUGCAUAACUCAUCAGGGACGAGUGAUAUCUGCAACUGGAGUUCACAAUCAUGCGCCACAUAUGCGAAACGUAGCGGGUGGCCUGGAAAUGAUGCCGCCUCAACAAAACAAUGCAAGUCUAAUGGUUCCAAAUAGUUCUGCAAAUCUAAUGCAGAUUCCAACAUCGAGUGCAAAUUUAAACAACUCUCUGCCCAACAUCCGCCUGCCACAAAGCGCCACUAAUCUUUCGCAGCAUAAUCUAUCAGUUAUGAACCACCAGCAGCAGCAGCAGCAACAACAGCAACAACAACAGCAGCAGCAACCGCCGCAGCCGACACCGCCUCAUCAUCAUCAUCUGCCGCAUGGAAUUUCCUCGAACCCUCCACCACAACACCAAAUGCAUCAAAAUCCACCUAGUCAUCAUCACCAUCAAACUCAGCAUAUAUCGCCGCACAGUCAGAGUUCAGUAAUUCAAAAUAUGAUGCACAAUGUGAAUCUCAUGCAUUUGUCAAACAUGGCCCCUAUGUUGAACACGCUCCCGACGCAACACUCGCCUCAAAUGAACUCCAUGCAACAGCAAACGCACCAUCACCAAUCUUCUCAUCACCAAAUACCACAACCUCCUUCGAGUCUGGAAAUCACGCCGAUUCUAACCGAAAGUCCGUGCGUCAAUAGUCCAUCCAAUCGCAGCAGCAAUCCGUCCCAAAUAGAGAACAUAGAUUCACCAAUGCACUCCUCAACUGGACCCAGUGGAUCCGGUGGGGUGGCCUUAGAAUCGCCUUCUCAGGCGAGUGACGGCAACGGCUCUUCGCAUGUUCCCGAUGCAACAGCUUCGCUCGUUCCUAACUCUGCAAUGUCACCGGAUGACAUGAGUAACAAUUGCCAGGACUCUCACAAUUCAUCUCAGCACUCGCACAUUAUAAGUUCCAUAACUAUAUCGCCAGGCAGUGCGCAUAAUUUUAAAAUUGAAAACAUGUAACCGCAAUUCACGAGCAUCUGCGAUCGGGCGCAGGAUAUCCAAGUUGGCUAGCCAUUGGCCUGAAACUCAUUUGAUACAAAACAAACAAGUGCAAUAUUGUAUUCUUUAUUUUUAUUCUUAACUAUUUGUUGAAACACAAAUUUUUUGAUCUUUAUGAUUCCUCUCAACAAGCAAGUGAAAUUCUUUCGAAUUAGAAUUAUAUAUGAACGUCAUGGUUUCAUGUAUUUAUACAAAACAGUAUAAAAUUGCCUCCCAACUGUUGACCAAUAGAAUUCUUUUAUUUUAUAACAGAUAAUAAUUAAAGGCAGUCUGAUAAAGUUAGAUCAAUAAAUUGGGUGUAAUACUAUGUCCCGAUACUUUAUCAAACAUGCAGUCACAUACGUGAGCGAAAGUUUAUCGCUUGCAAUUGCAAUCGAGCAAUUAUUUAUUACUCUACUGUAACUUCUGAUUAGUUUUGCUAAUUCUACCAACAUUAAUCGUGUUUUUUCUUUAUUAAACUUCUCAUAAUAUCUCUUGUUUUAAGUGAAUAGGUAAAAUACAUAUAUCUAUUAUAUAAACAUUUAAAUGGCUUUGAUUUGUGUAAACAAAAAUUAAUUGCAGUUUUUUUUUUUGUUGUUAAAUGAAAAAACACAAAUACAAAAUUGUAAAUAUGAAAAUAUAAAUUAAAUACUUAAAUAUUUUUUCUAUAAGAGUUUUUGGGUCCGUACUUAAAGUUAAUAU